AUGUCUCGUCGGCACAAGAAGGAAGUAAAGGUUGACGAGGCACAAGAAAAAGAGAAAAAGGAAGCGGCAGAUCUGGCGAUGGACAAGCGGGAGGUUGUGCACAAAAGGCCAGAAGGCCGCCUGAAAUGGCUGCACAAAGCCUUAGUUCUGGCCUCAAAGGGCCGGGUUUCCAUGCCCACGAUCUACGAUAUAGUGAAGUCCUCCCAGUUCACCUCCGGCAUGAACUCAAAGGUCGGACUGCAGAUCAAGGGCAUGGUACUCGCCAACCUUCAUCUCUUCAAGAAGGAGCAACAGAAAACCCUGCAGCACAGCAGGCUCAUGAGCUUCUCCGAGGAUGGCUCCGUGCCAGCAGGCAACUCUGACAGCGAGGAGUCCAAGCGAAAACGGAAGAGACGGAGAUCCAGCUACAGCAGUGACGAUUACAGCCGCAGCCGAAGUAGCAGCUACAGCCGGAAUCGCAAGAAGAAGAAGAGCAAGAAGGAGCAGGAUGAGGAAAGCAGGCCGAAGGCGAAGGAGAAAGAGAAGGAAAAGGAGAAGGCAAAGGAGAAGGAGAAGGAGAGAGCCAAAGAUAGGGAAAGGGAGAAGCAUGAAAAGAAAGCCAAGAAACAGAAGGGCAAGUCUGAUGAAGAUCCGGAUGGGGACAGGGCGAAGGAGAAGCACAAAGAAAAAGAGAAGACGAAGGAUGAAGACUCUGGCAAGAAGAAGAGCAAGAAGGACAAGUCGAAGGAGUGA
Messenger RNA from Symbiodinium sp. CCMP2592, 732 nucleotides. The record is from the annotation of a GenBank genome assembly. NCBI's taxonomy places the organism in Eukaryota, Dinophyceae, Suessiales, Symbiodiniaceae.